GGAGAACGCAAACAAAAAAAAAUAUACAGAAAAAAAAAAAUCAUCAACAAAAAAGGUUUACAGGAAACGAUGUCUGUUGCCGUCUGCAGCUCGCCGGUUUUCUCCCCGUCCUCUUCUCUUUUCUGCAACAACAAGGCGUUGAACAUUUCUCCGGCGCAUCAAAACCUGACUCUGUCUCAUUCCCAUCUCACUCCUCUUGCUUCUUCUCCUUCGGCUGCGUCUCCCACUUCGCCGUUCUGCCUCCGUCUUCUUAAACCGCCGGUUAAUUCAGUUUUUGGUUCAGACUCCGGUCCUGGAGAUUGUGAUCGCCAUUUGUCCCUGGGAAGCGUUUUGAAGAGGAAGCGACCGACGAGGCUUGAUAUACUGGUGGCUCCGGUGGGUGUUACAGCACCUAUCUCGCUGAAUGCCGAAACGCUGAGGGAAGAAAGUGGAGAGGUGGAGAGGGAAGGUGAUGAGUUUUCGGUUUACUGCAAGAGAGGAAAGAGAGAUGCUAUGGAGGAUCGGUUCUCUGCUAUCACCAAUAUUGAAAGAGAUCCCAAACAGGCAAUUUUUGGAGUCUAUGAUGGUCACGGAGGAUCAAGAGCGGCUGAGUUCGCGGCAAAGAACUUGUGUAAUAACAUUCUAGGAGAGAUAGCCAGUGAGAGGAACGAGUCAGAUAUUGAAGAAGCUGUGAAACGCGGUUAUCUAGCGACUGAUUCUGAGUUUCUCAAGGAGAAAGAUGUUAAGGGAGGAUCUUGCUGCGUCACGGCUCUGAUUAAAUACGGGAAUCUCGUGGUGUCCAAUGCUGGUGACUGCCGUGCUGUUUUGAGCGUUGGAGGAUUCGCGGAGGCUCUGACUUCUGACCACCGCCCUUCUAGAGAGGAUGAACGGAACAGAAUUGAAAGCUCGGGCGGGUAUGUCGAUACAUUUAACAGUGUUUGGAGAAUCCAAGGAUCUUUAGCGGUAUCUAGAGGAAUCGGAGAUGUGCAUCUCAAAAGAUGGGUGAUAUCUGAGCCAGAGACAAAGAAUUUACGUAUCAACUCCCAACACGAGUUCUUGAUCUUAGCGUCAGACGGUCUGUGGGAAAAGGUUGGUAAUCAGGAGGCAGUAGAUAUAGCUCGACCGUUCUGCAUGGGAACCGAUCAGAAGCAUAAACCAUUUUUAGCGUGUAAGAAGCUCGUUGACCUCUCUGUUUCACGAGGCUCCUUGGACGAUAUCAGUGUGAUGUUGAUUCCGUUACGCCGCUUCAUCUGACCAGUGGAGAUAUAUAGAGAUUAGAGAACACCUUAAGAAUGUUUAAACUUCAUUUGUCAUAUUAGUUAUUAGGGCACUCUGUGUAUAUUAACAUACCGUAUGUGCAUGAGUCUUUAUUGUUACGUAACAAAGGACAUCUCUAAUGUAUA
Brassica oleracea var. oleracea is the source of this 1382-nucleotide messenger RNA. RefSeq names its product probable protein phosphatase 2C 2. The coding region runs from base 70 to 1233 and encodes 387 amino acids. The transcript is spliced from 3 exons. The record is from RefSeq and is a predicted model, not a curated record. Gene Ontology annotation, biological process: protein dephosphorylation. NCBI's taxonomy places the organism in Eukaryota, Viridiplantae, Streptophyta, Magnoliopsida, Brassicales, Brassicaceae. Gene Ontology annotation, molecular function: cation binding; protein serine/threonine phosphatase activity.